This is a messenger RNA of Brachypodium distachyon (stiff brome), 2030 nucleotides long. RefSeq lists its product as uncharacterized. NCBI's taxonomy places the organism in Eukaryota, Viridiplantae, Streptophyta, Magnoliopsida, Poales, Poaceae. The record is from RefSeq and is a predicted model, not a curated record. The transcript has 2 exons. The coding region runs from base 663 to 1472 and encodes 269 amino acids.
UAGCCUGAGAAAAAUGCCAUCAGAAAAUUGAAAAGGUGUACCAACCAGCAGGAUUGUAAUAUUUACUUGCCCAAUCAAUUGAUUUCCUCGCCGAAAUUGAUGGUGUUGAGGAGGACUCCAAAACUGUACACAAAAUUGGAAACUGAAGGUUGACUUACACUGUGCCAGUUCUCUCCAUCAGCACUUCAGGGUACUCUGGAUCCGGUAUAUUGGAUAUUUCGAAGCCACUGAUCUUAGGAGUCAUAUGACAAUCCAAGAGGAGUUUCCUGGAUUCAAAUCCCUAUGAACCUUGCAUGCCAGUCCAACUGCUGCGGCAACCGCCCUGGAAAGUGCAAAAUCAACAGUAAUUAAUCUGGCGCUGGGGUUAACUGUAGCUAAUAGUAUUGAUUUCAGUGGAAACGUGCCAUCGAUAAACUCGGUCAGUGUUCCAUUUGGCAUGUACUCUUGGACGGUGGACCACCAUCAUAUCACAGCUUUCAACCUUUACAAACUUGCGGUCUGAAGUCAUAAUCUCCGAAUCUCGAAGCUGCUUUCUUGGCAAUAUCCCAGAAGUCUAACUAUGUUGCAGCAAAGCAAAGGAAAUAAGAAAAUCAGAAUGAGAUGACUCCAACGGUCGUCUCCCGGGGUCGCCCCUCGCCGGCGCCUCCCCGGCGCCGUCGGCCAUGCCUGCUGCCUCGCGCUCUCUCGCGCCGGCUGCCUCCGCUCCUUCGCGUCAUCCCGUCACCGCGUUGGCCGUCUCUGCCGCCCCCAGCGCCGUUCCUUCUCUCUGUGCCGUGCCGGUCUCCAAUACCGUGCCCGGCGCUGCUGCUGCCUCGGCUCCUGCUGCUGCGCUGGACGCCGCUCCUCCUUCUUCACUGGACUUCUGGAUCAAAGGGGCGUCGGAUCUGCAGGUGGCGUUCGACUUCCUCACACCACCCUCCCGUCGUGUGGCCUCUGACCUCUUGGUGGGCUCUUAUGAGGAGAUCUUCGGGGACCUCUGCGACGCGGAUUACUCGCAGGCGGAGGCGUUCCAAUCCAUCUGCCUGCAGGACGCCUCGCGUCGGGCGGCUGGUCGCUGCUCUUCGUCGGACUUGGCUCUCUUCUUGCGUGGCCACGCGGAGUUUGUGCUGGAGUGCUCCCUCCCGGGUCCACCGCCGGGCUCCCCGGCCGAGGGCUCAGGACCCUGCUUUCCGCCCCUGAUCCGCGAGGUUGGCCGGAAAUUUGCCAAAGCCACCUUCCUCAGACACCGUCAACCGGUUCAUCCUCUUUCCAGAGAUGCGGCGUUCCUCAUGGUGGUCUCCUUCGGACGGGCUAACUUCCGUUUGGACCUGCGCUCCGUUGAGCUCGCGCUCGAGGCGGUGCUUGGCGCUCGGGGUGGUCUCCUUCAGGUUGUUCGUCUGGCCGAGCGCGUCUUCCGCUUCUCGGUCUGCAGCAAGCAGUCGGUCUGGACAUUCUCAAGGCCAGAUAUUGUUGAGAUCCUAAACCGACAAUGAAAUGUUUCCAAUCCCAAAGAGACCUGGUUCCGUCAACAAUAAGAAACAGCUGAGGAAGAGGCGAUCUGCCGGUAGAGACUGGCUGAAACCUGAGAAGACCGCAUUGAGUGUGCAGUCUUUCAUGGUACUGUUUCGAAGGCAGCGGAAUCUGAUCCAUGGCCUGUCGGUUGCGGACAUGGCAAAGGCGGCUUUUGACCAUUUCUCCUCCCUGUUGGGGGAGUCGGAGGAUCGUCAAUUCUCUCUUGACCUUGAAUUCUUGGAUUCAAGCCGGGCCGACCUGUCUGACCUGGACGCCCCCUUCACGGAGGAGGAGGUAUGGGAGGUGGUUCGACACAUGCCGUCCGGCAAGGCGCCGGGACCUGACGGCUUUACCGCUGAGUUUUUUCAGGCUUGCUGGGCUAUUGUGAAAUCUGAUGUGAUGGCGGCCUUCGACAAGCUUCACUCGUUGUGUGGGCGUGGUUUCCAAGGUUUGAACUAGGCGUUGCUGGUUCUGAUUCCAAAGAAACCAGACGCCGCAACCUUGAAGGAUUAUCGGCCUGUUAGCCUGAUACAUUUCUU